AUGAAGCAUAUGAAUAUGCACCAGUGCCGAUAUUCGGGCUUUGCCGCAUCCGUCAACAUCAGGGUCGCAGCCUUCACGGCAACUUCCACCACUACCUUUUCCUCCUCCUCCUUCUGCUGCUAUCGUCACUGCAACCUCAAACGCUGCGGUCGUCACGCGGCGGUGCCAGUGAGUCUUAGCCAGCGCGCGCCAGCGGCAGCAGCAGAAAUGAUGGGGCCAAGAAUACUACUUCUGCUCUUUGUAGCUGCGAUCGCCUACGCCGUACCAUAUUCAACGGCGGCGGUGGCGGCGGCGCGUGUUGCAGAGUACGGGCGCAACUGCAGGGACGUGGUGUGUCUGCCCAGCGAGGAGUGCGUGUUGCGCACGGACCCGUGCGUGGGCGACCGUCCCUGCGGCCGCUACCCGACCUGCCAGACGGCGAGCCGCCCCCGCGCCAACGAAACCUGCUCUGACUACCGAUGCCCCCGAGGACAGUAUUGCACCAUGCGCGAGACCCACUGUCUACGACGUCCUUGCACUCCGGAGCCAACGUGCGUUACCUCCCGUAGUUCCGCUGUUCGAAACACACCUUCUCCUUGGUAUUCUUUGAAUUAACACUAAUUCAUCAUCGACACCAAAGCAAGAUUUGAAUAUAUAUUAUUAUCAGUGUAAUGUAAUUAAAUAGCAGAUAAAUUGUUAUUUUCAAUAAACCAUUAUUUCC
Molecule: messenger RNA, 700 nt
Organism: Gryllus bimaculatus (two-spotted cricket)
Lineage: Eukaryota; Metazoa; Arthropoda; Insecta; Orthoptera; Gryllidae
Source: the annotation of a GenBank genome assembly